UUCCAUGGCAAUCCAACCAUGACUUCGAAGAAUGAAUGGUCUUCUGGCCUCUUCGACUGCUUUUCCGAUGCUUCAUCCUGUUGUCUGACAAUUUGGUGUCCAUGCGUUACUUUUGGACGGAUUGCUGAAAUCGUAGACGAGGGUGGAACUACUUGUUGUGAAGGUACAACAUGGUAUCUACUACUCUAUGGGUGUGCACACAUUUGUGCACCCCUCUAUUCUUGUGGCUAUCGAUCCAAGCUAAGGAAUCGAUACUCGUUGGAGUCUACUCCUUGUAACGAUUUCUUGGUGCACUUUUGUUGUGAAAAAUGCGCCUUAUGCCAAGAAUACCGUGAGCUCCAAAAUCGUGGAUUCAACAUGUCAGUUGAAACAAACUCGUGGACUAGCAAUGGCACCCGCUGUGGAGGGAGGCAUGAAGCGCUAGCUUCACAAACAAACCUACUCAUAUCACUAUGAUUAUCAGUAGAUGUCUUGAACUCUGGAUGGUGAUUUGAAGUCAUUUUUUUUAAGGCAAUAAGUGAAAGUACUAGCAUAUAUGGAUGUAAUUUAUCUUUGUGGUUGCGUAGUUCUGCACUGUUUUCAUGAAUGAUGGAAUUUAUCUUUUUGGUAUUGAUGUAUGACUUUGAUGUACUAUUCCACUGUUUUCAUUAACACAAGUUUGUUUUGCUGAUUAAAAAAAAUGUAGAAUUGGGUUAGUCUC
This is a messenger RNA of Camellia sinensis, 700 nucleotides long. The record is from RefSeq and is a predicted model, not a curated record. Lineage: Eukaryota; Viridiplantae; Streptophyta; Magnoliopsida; Ericales; Theaceae.